Messenger RNA from Dicrocoelium dendriticum, 168 nucleotides. NCBI's taxonomy places the organism in Eukaryota, Metazoa, Platyhelminthes, Trematoda, Plagiorchiida, Dicrocoeliidae. The record is from the annotation of a GenBank genome assembly.
AUGGUCUGUUUAGAACUGCAGAUUGAAUUGGGGCAGGAUCAGAGUACUGCCUUUCGAAUGCGAGUUGAACCAUUUUGUGAUCAUUCCCAGGGAAUUUUAUCUAGAAUAACAACAGAAGAUUUGUAUGAGCUUAGCGUAAUUAAAAAGUCAAGGACGUGGUUACCUCUG